AUGAAGAAGUUAUUCUAUAAGAUUCCCAUCGCAGUUGUGUCAACCGAUGUGAAGUAUGAUACAUUUGUAAUAUCGACCGAUGAAGAUAUUCGGGUUUUGUUUCAUUGUCUCAGGAGUUUUCCAGAGGUCAAAAUACACGAGCUGUAUGCGAAGUUGGAGGUCGGUGUCGAUAGUUCUGGGGCAUCAGCUCCGGUUCCUAGCUCGACUACCAUGGGCGGUGCGUCUAGUUCGAUGACUGCGGUCGUACCAAAUGUUCCUUACAUUGCAUCUCCUUCCUUUGCGGUUGAUUUAAACCAUACAGAGGCAGUUGGGUUCAGAGAACCUGAUGGAGUUGAGAAUGCAAUGCGGGACGAUGAUGAGCCUGUUGAUAUAAAUGGGAAUAGUGAUGACGAUAUAGGUGCCAAUCCACAAACACAUCAUGGCCCUUCAAGUUCCAGCACACAACAGUACCCUCUGCACUUCUCCACUCUAAACUUGGAGGCUUUGGGGCAACAAGCAAACGGAGAUGCUGCUGCUGAGCGUUCUUCUACAGAGGUCUUAGAGUCGGAUCACCUGAAGUAUCAUGGGAAAUGUAAGGAGUUUGGCAAGGGUUGUAGUUGGUUGAUUCGCAUAUCGCUUCGUGCACGAAAGGGCACUUGGGAGGUUAGGAGUUACAACGGUCCGCACACUUGCUUGGCGACCUCUAUUUCCAAUGAUCACUGGCAGCUUGAUUACCACAUUAUCUGUGCGAGGAUUUAUCCGUUGGUUAGGGCGGAUGCUGCGUUUAUGAUAAAGGUCUUGCAACAAGCAACGAAAGCCGAUUACGGGUUCAGACCUAGUUACAGGAAGGUUUGGAUGGCAAAACCGAAGGUAGUAGCACAAAUAUACGGAAAUUGGGAAAAGUCAUAUGCCGAGUUGCCAUGUUGGAUGCUAGGGGUACAGUCAACCAUGGCCGGGACAGUUACAGUGUUGAAGACCUCUCCUAUUCGAGUUGGGGAUUAG
Messenger RNA from Arachis duranensis, 981 nucleotides. RefSeq lists its product as uncharacterized. The record is from RefSeq and is a predicted model, not a curated record. Bases 1 to 981 code for a protein of 326 amino acids. Lineage: Eukaryota; Viridiplantae; Streptophyta; Magnoliopsida; Fabales; Fabaceae. The transcript has 3 exons.